Messenger RNA from Antechinus flavipes (yellow-footed antechinus), 1394 nucleotides. RefSeq names its product high mobility group nucleosome binding domain 1 (gene HMGN1). Lineage: Eukaryota; Metazoa; Chordata; Mammalia; Dasyuromorphia; Dasyuridae. Gene Ontology annotation, molecular function: nucleosomal DNA binding. The record is from RefSeq and is a predicted model, not a curated record. The transcript has 6 exons. Gene Ontology annotation, biological process: chromatin organization. Gene Ontology annotation, cellular component: nucleus; chromatin. The coding region runs from base 192 to 500 and encodes 102 amino acids.
CAUCUAGUUCUCGGACUGCUCCCGCUGUGGGUCCUAGCAGCCCAUCGGCGGGAGGAGGAGCGUCUAGGCCCAGCAGCCUUGCUUUGAGAAGAAGCACUCGCGGCCGCGGCUUCUUGCCUCCCACCCCUGUGGCUCCCGUCGCUGUUCGCCCUGCUGUGGGGAAAGGGAGUUGAUCCACACUCGCAAUCAAGAUGCCCAAGAGGAAGGUCAAUUCUGCAGAAGGGGAAGCAAGGGAGGAGCCCAAGAGGAGAUCAGCCAGAUUGUCAGCUAAACCAGUUCUUGCAAAGGUUGAACCUAAACCCAAAAAGUCAGUUGGGAAGGAUAAAUCUGAGGACAAAAAAGUUCAUACAAAAGGGAAAAAAGGAGCAAAAGGAAAACAAGCAGAAGCUACUAACCAAGAAGAGAAUAAAGAAGACUUGCCUGCAGAAAAUGGAGAAACUAAAAAUGAAGAGGUUCCAGUCUCUGAUUCAGCAGGAGAGAAAGAAACCAAAUCUGAAUAACAUCUUAUACCAAGUCUUUUAACAAUUGUCCCUGUUACCUCCCUUGUACAAUUCAGAGGAAUAUUUUUAUCAACUAUUUUGUAAAUGCCAGUUUUUUAGUAGCUCUAGAAACACAUUUUUAAGAAGGAGGCAAUCCGACCUCAUCACAUUAAUUUUUUAAAACAUUUGGAUAAAUGUAAGCCAAUCUAAAGUGGCUUUAUUUAAAGUCCUAUUUAAAGAGGUGAAAUCAUGUGCUGGUUGUCGAUUUGAUAUUUUUGUUUCUGUUAAUACAACCAGAAAUUAAUAGAAUGUUGAUUAGGAAAAUGGUGUCUUGUGCAUAGACUUAACAUUCCGUAGGCAGUUUUUACAUCAUAUUAAAUAAAGGAUAGAUAGCAAUUUGGAGUUGUGACUAUGAAUUUUAAAAGAUCUUAAUUUUGAUUGAUCGGUAUCCAUCUUGUCUACAAUUGUCUACAAAUUUUGUGUACAAUUGUUUACUAAAUAAAAUUGCUCCCUAGUGUUGGAUCUCCCCUUCAAAACCGUGUGCUCUCUGUGACAUUGUCAUUUUGGUAGAGGUGGAACAGUUUUUUUUUUCCCCCAAUAACUUUGUUAAUGUGGUUUUUAAAAAAAGGACUGAAAAAUGUGUAUCAGUGUAGUUUUAUCAAAUACAGAAUUAGUGGAACUUUUUGUAAAAGACCUAAUACCUUAUUCAUGUCAGGAUGAUGGUAUUUGAUAACCUCUUUUUAGGGAGAGUUGCCUCCAAAUUUAAAGUAAGAAAGUCACUGGAAUAACAGUUUAGAAAAGGAUUACAAUUAUGUAAUUUUUAGACUUUUCUAGCAUUUUUUAAAUGUACAAUUUAUUCAUAGUGUCUAUGUACUGAUGACCAAACAAACUAAUAAAAUCUUGAUUAUAAAAGAA